UGAAACUUCCGCGAAAACGCUACCAAUCGCGUUAGAGCAUACAUUUCUAGGCGACCGCUGAUUUGUCGAAAACUGACCGCCAUAUUGAAAUUUUGCCCCUUCCCUGACAGAAAAUGGUUGAAUUUUUCCUUCCCCCUUGGUAUGUCAUGUCUGUGUGUUAUUCCUAUCGUAGUUAUUAAUUAGGAUAGUUCUUAACGUUAGAUUUAAAUUAAUUUUAAGCUUAGUGUAAGAAGUCCUAAAUGGUAAUGGAAGAGUACGAAUACGGGUACGUAUAAGCACAUUUUUUAUCAUUUAAAACUGCGGUGGCGCCGGAAUCACAUUUACGUGAAAUUGACGGAAGUCGCGAGCUGCCAUUGUAGCUUGGUUGCUCGGUGUCUGGUACGUGGUAUGGUGAGUGGUGAAUGUGGAAAGUUUUGCUUGUGCUCCAGGUUUACGGAAUAGCAUGCGAAUGUUGAGAUUAAAGCAGGAAAUUAUGGACGAUGAUGAAAAAGGGAAGCUGUUUGUCGGAGGACUAUCAUGGGAGACGACGCAGGACAACUUGCAGCGGUACUUCAGCCGGUACGGCGAAGUGAUCGACUGCGUGGUGAUGAAGAAUGCCGAAUCGGGAAGAUCGAGAGGGUUCGGGUUCGUCACCUUCGCAGAUCCGGCAAACGUCAAUAUCGUGCUGCAAAACGGACCGCAUACCCUGGACGGAAGAACGAUUGACCCCAAGCCUUGUAAUCCCAGGACACUGCAAAAACCGAAAAAGGGUGGUGGUUAUCCCAAGGUGUUUUUGGGAGGAUUGCCAUCAAACGUGACAGAAACCGACUUAAGAAGCUUCUUCACUCGCUUUGGCAAAGUUAUGGAAGUGGUCAUCAUGUAUGACCAGGAGAAGAAAAAAUCUAGAGGUUUUGGAUUCUUGUCGUUUGAAGAUGAAGACGCCGUAGAUAGAUGUGUUUCUGAACAUUUUGUUAAUUUGAAUGGAAAACAGGUGGAGAUUAAGAAAGCUGAGCCACGGGACGGCAGUGGCGGAAACAAGAUGGGCGGUUCUGAUCCGUCUUCGGCGUGGGGCCCGCCGCAGGCCCCCAUGGGCAUGAUGCAGGGCCCCAACGGGCAGAUGGGAGGACCUCCGAUGAAUUUGGGCGCGCCCAUGGGACCUAACAUGAUGCAGGGGUACCAAGGUUGGGGCACCUCCGCCGGCCAGCAAUCGUACGCGGGCUACGGCACUCCAACGGCUGCUGCGGCGCCCGGUUCCUACCAAGGAUGGGGCGCUCCGGCACCCGCCCCUCAGGGGCCGCCCCCGCCGCCACAUCAGUGGGGUAGCAACUACGGAGGACCACCACCACCACACCAACAGCAAGGAUAUGGACAGUAUGGAGAGUAUGGACCUAAUGCUGGAGGUAGUGCUAGCUGGAAUAGUUGGAAUAUGCCGCAAAACAGCGGUUCUACAGGUCCCUCUGGUUACAUAGCCGGCGACAUGUAUUCUCGAGGCGGCAGCGGUCCCGGCGGGCCUGGGACCCCUAGCGGCGGACCACCGACGAUGUCAUCAUCAUCCAAUAGCAAACCGCCAACGGCCGGCAACGAUUAUGGCUACGCAGCCGGCUACGGUUACGGCUCGGCGACGACAGCGGACGGUUACGGAGGCACACAAACGGUGGCCGGCGCGGCCACGGCGCCUGGUAGGGCCGCUGCAGCUGCAGGUUACGGCGGCGAGGCGGCUGCUGCGGCAGCUGCUGCAGCAGCAGCGGCGGCGGCGGCAGCUCAGGCGCAGGCCGCGGCUCAAGCGAAGCACUUCGCCGACUUCAAGGAGUGGCCCAGCUCCUGACGGGCUGCUCCGCCAGCAGCGACCUGCGCCAGGGCGGCCGCCAGCGAGCAUCAGCAACCGCAUCAAGGCGGCCGCCGCGGCGAACAUGCCGCAUCCGCUGCAGCAACCGCCUCCACGCACGGUCGAUUGUGUAUGUGAUUAGGCAGAAGGCAGGCGGUACCUUUAAGAUCAUGCGGGUGGCGAUAGCCGAGUAUUGGGUUGGCAAGGAAGUUUGGAUGAUGAUGUUGGCUUGUUUCAUUUUGUUGGUUCGAUUGCAUCACAGUAACUUUAGAUGAAAUCACUAUCAUUGCGGAAUGAAGAUACAAAUUGUUCAACUUGGAGGGGUAUCCAGGACCGGUACGCGGAUUCCGCUGAAAAAAUCCUAUACUCUAAACUCUUGCUUUGACAGCACUCCGUCUAAUGCGUUUAAAUUGGAAAGAAUUUGUCCAAUGAAGAGCUUCAUGGUGAUCUAAUUACGUUCAAAAUACUGGUUUUUCGAACUGGGGACUUUUUAGUGACCCAUGGCCGCAACUUGGACUGUAAUCAUUACAAAAAAGUUAUAUGUAUCAUACAGUGAUUUAGUAUGUUUUAUCAUUCUUCUUGCAGCGUAGAAGAAUAUAUGCAAAUAUGCAAUAUGGAACAUUUCAUUAAAAAAACCUUUUUUGAACUACAUUUCUCAUUUGACGUUGCCAAUUCACGUGGAUCCUUUGCUGGUGUAUUUUUAUUCUAGGGUCAGGACGUAUUGAUAUGGAGUUUCAAAAUGAGGUAUGAAAAAAGGUUCGACGGCAAAAUAUAGCACUGCAUCAAUUUCAAAGAAGACGCAGUGGAGGAGUGAGAGCGUUUUUAAAAUCUCUGUAUAAAAUACUAGCAGAACACAAAUCAUAAAAAAUUACAUAAAAAACAAUAUGUAGCUUCAACCGAGUGUAGACUUCAUUUUAAUAAAGCUGAUGUAAAAGCCAGUGUUUUGAACGUAAUCAAUUGGCUACUACCCUCUUUAUUGGGCAAUUUCUCUCAAACUAAAGCGCAUUGGGAGAAAUGCUGUAAUAUGCCAUGAAAUGUUAGUGACAGAAGUGCCUUUACGCGCGGAGGCAGUGAUAGGAGGCCAGAGACUGCCAUUGUCACUGUAAAGUACUAUUCAAGUUUAAAAAAGUAUGAAAAUUUGAAUAUGAAUGAUUCACAAUGGCAGUGACAGAUUUUCUAUACGUGUGGUAUGGCCGCGGACUUAGUCGUCUGUCCCUGUCUACAUGUGGAACGGUACCUUAAGAAGUCAAUGCCAAUGAGACUUCUUCCAAGUUACAGUGAUGUAUCGAACUUAACAAUAAAAGUUUAUAUUGUUGCGACUUUGAUUUUAUUGUUGGAUAUAUAUUGUUGUAAUUUUGACAUAUUUUUUCAUAUAUAUUAGAGUAAUUUUAUUUUGCUGUAUUUUCCCAUUUUUUGGGCAUUGCCUAGUUUUUCUCGCCAGACUUCCUUGCACCAGCACAAAAAUUAUACGUUUCUAGACUGUGGCUCGAUUUACCAAAAAAAUGAUGUUCGAUUGGAAGUAGACGACCGUGUUUCAAGCAUUUGAGGCUCUUUUGCAUUAUCAAAAUAAAUGAUUGCGUACAUGCUGAUGACGCCGAUUGAAUUGCAUUGUGCAUGCGACUGACGUAACUUAGAUUUUUUACUUUACAACUGAUUCAUAUCAAAACACUACAAGUAGUUUUAAAUAUUUAAUACAUAAUAGGCAUUUAAAUUGAUGUUCAGUUUGAUCUGCGUCGUCGUCAUUCAUUCCGAAAUUGACAGAAUAAAAGUAUGGAAAAAUACAAUUUGGUGACAGUUUGGAAUGUAUAAUUUACGUGUUUUAUUCGGCUCAAAACUAAAAAAUACACACAAUACACAUUUUUGAAAUUAUCGAAAAAAUACUUCCUACUGUGACGUGCUUAAAAUACAGGACUUUCCAGUUUGUAGCUAGGAAAACCAUUCAAGAGCAAAGUUAUUAACACAAAGAUAAUAUUAAAAAAAACACUAUUAGUCAUCGUAUUAUAUAAAAAAAUACUUAUUAAAAGUAAUCUCGAUGCAAUUCCUCAAUAUUAACCAUAUGAAGCAUCUCUAUUACAAAUCUGGACUUCCUGUACAUUACUAGCUCAGAUUUCAUCUAAUUUUUCAGAGUAAUUCUUCGGUAAGUAUUGAUGACUUCUGAAUAUAGCUAAUUUUGACUGUUGCCGGAAGUUACUAAUUUUAGAGGAUCGUAGAGUCAAACAACAGUUUCGGAAUUCAAAAGAUGAUCGUGGAAAUUCUAGACAGAGUUUCAAUAUUUACUUUGGAUAACAUUAAGAUAUACUAUUUAUGAAAAAGAUAAAUUUGUCGUUAUGGUAAAAAAGUAAAUAAUGGAAUGUGUGUUUUUAGAUUAUCGUUUUCUAAAGGCGAUUUAGAGUUUAAUGCAAAUAAAAUUUUAUAUAUUUGGAUGUUAUUUGGGUAAGCUAUGGAACCUAAAUUCUUAAAAAUCUUCAUAGUGACAUUACCAUAUUGAUAAAAAAAACCUCAGGGAAAUAUGUAAAAAUAGGUGGUUUAAUAUUCGUGUUUCAUAAAUAUUACAUCUGUAGGUUAUUCAAGUACAUAUUGAUUUUUUCCUUCAUAUAAUAAUGGAUUUAUUCGCUAUAUUGACUUUUUUGUAUAAAUCUGUAAUUCUAGUAGGUAACAUAAAUCUUAAUAAUAUUUAACAGACAGACAGAUAUAUGUUGACUAAUUUUAAGCUCCCGCUCAAGUUGUUAUGGUAAACAUAAUAUAUAUAUUUAAAUAGUGUAUAAAUUCAAUUUUUACCUCAUAUUAUCGAGUAGUUGGAACGCCUGAUGCUGUAAAAUUAAAUGGCGCAUACAGUCCUAAGCAUACUUUUACAUUUUAUAUUUUUUCAUUAAUUAGUAAUUUAUAAAUCUACAAAUACGCAAACAAUGUGAUUCCUACUUUUAGUGAGUAAGUAUUUUGCUACUUUUUAAAUUUAAGUUAAAUGCAUUUACAAUAGUUUUUAAACAUCAUUGAUUAAAUUAUAUAUCGCGACUGGUUUCUUCAUAUUGUAAACUGACGAAAUAAAUAAACUUGAAUUAGUUAGUUGCAUUUCAUAAUUUUUCUAGAGUUUAGAUAAAUAAAUCAAUUCGUCGAUCCAACAGCAAAAUAGGGUUUCCUCGAGCAAUAUGUUGAUUAAAAUAUUUGAUUCUCAUUGCUUAGGGGAAUAGACAGCAGUAUUAAUUUUAAAAAUAAGUCCCUGGCGUCAUUUUAAAGUGUGAAGAAACACCAAACUGAAACUCAGAAAGCCCAUAAUGCAUUCUAGCAAAAACUUGAUUUUUACCAAAUUAAGCUGCUAAUAUCACACUUAUCUUGCUUCCAUAGGAUUUUUAAUAUCUAAGAUAUCGUGGUCGUCCAACAUUUACAUGUAUGAAAAAACCUUGGAAAAAACAAGUAUAACAAAAUUAACCAUUUCAUUAAAUCCACUUCAACUUUUCAAAAAAUACAAUUUUAUAAAUUAGGGUUUGCAGCGUUUUAAAUUUUUAAUAAUUUUUACUGAAAACACCUCUCAACAUGCUUGUUAUUUGUCGCCUACAAUGACCUCACUAGACUAAACGGCGCUAGUGUCAUUUGCAGUUGGCUAACGUUAAAAAAAUCGCUCGAAAGAAUUGAAAAAAUUCUAAUACCCCUGUUGGAUGGAUUAUGGACCUAGGAGUGACCGGUUUUUACUGGCAUUGUCAGCUCAUCAUUUUCUAGUCUGAUAUUUCCAUGUUUAAAGUUUAUCAAAACGUAGGCAACGUGAUUUGUAUAUAUAAUUAUAUAAUAUAAUAUACUAUAUAAACCGUAAUUUUAUCUAAGUUGUAGAAAAUUUUUACCACUACAGGCAGGCGUUCUAACUCACUAAGAGUUAUAUAAGGAGUUUUUCUAAGGAAUUGUUGUAGUUAAGAGCCCACUAUUUAAUAAUAUAAAUGUCGAUAUAACGAAAAGGAUAUUUUUUAAGUGGAAUGCUAUUAAUUUUAUUCUGCACAACCACAUAUACUAUAAAAUAGCUAGCUAGUAGGAUACUUCGCUAAGAUCUGGUUGUUUAGUCGUAUACGUUUUAUAUUUUUCUCAUAUUUUCUGAAUGUUGAUUUUUUUACUAUACGCCACAAUUGUUUUUCACUUUCGUUCGCCCCAAGACUGGAGACGAUCUGUACAUUUUGACAGACUGAUUUCACAGAAAAUGUUCGGCAGCUACAGUUCAUGUAAGUAACGUCUGAAACGUAUCAUGUAGAUGUUUGUCUGACGAAUGAAAUCACAUAUAUUUGGAAUUCUUUAAUGUAGUAAACGUUUCGGUCACUUUUGUGACAUGACACUUUUGACAAUAUUUUAUUUAUCUGUCUUCUAGGUGACUUUUUUCUUUUCAUUUUUAGAUUCCUAAUAAGUGUGUUACUGCAAUAAUAAAGUUAACAUCUUAAAAUUUGGAAUGAUGGCUUCGCGCAAUUUCGGCAUUUUGAGACUAUUGUAGUAACACACUGUAUUGGAAUCUGAAAAUGAAAGGAAAAAAUUUAUGUUUGCCUGGAAGACACAUAAAUAAAAUAUUAUCAAAAGUGUUAUGUACUGAAGAAGGCCACCUUUGUCAACGAAAGGUUUACUACAUUGAAGAAGAAUUCCAAAUAUACGUGGCUUCAUUGGCCAGACGAACAUGGGAGAUUAUCUGAGGUUUGUGGCAUCGCUAGUUUUUUGAGCUGCUUUUUGUAUAAUAAAAUUCAUUGAAUAGUAGCAAAACGUGAACGUUUUAUAUCUACAGAUAUUAAGGCAAAAAUAAAAAACGAUGUUUUCACUUCAUACGUCGUCGACCGUAUUCUGGACGCAAUUUUAAACUGUACGGUGGAAUUUAAGAGAACAGCUUUUACGAAAUCAAUAUAUUCAUGUUAUUUUGUUUCCAUUGUUUACCAUUGGAAAUAAGUACCUUUGUUUUACACAAAUUCGUCUUAAAACUUAGAGCAAAUUUAGUCAAUUUACGGGAAUUAUAAUAUAAUGAAAUCAAUCUGUUAACAUGCAUGACGACCAAGCAUUUUUAGAGCGGAGUGAAAACUAAGGCAUAUUUGUUGCAUUUGUAAAUUUUUUUGUUGAAGAUCGUUCGAUGACUUGAUCGAAUUAAAUUAUCGCUUUUAACUGUUAUUGUUUUAACAUAUUUUUCCUGUACAUUUUAUAAAACUUACGUUUUUAAUUUACGGAUACUAAUUUAUUGAUCUAUAUUAUUAGUUGCAAUCAAAGAAAAGACUAAUAGAGUAAGGCUACGUUUAAGUUAAGUGGUUGUGAUUCAGGUUAACAAAAGAAAUUAACUACAAAAUUAGGAAAAUGACUUUAAUAGACAGUAUUUUUUGGGUAUUUCUUUGGCUGGAUUACAGUGACAAUGAUAUAUAUUUGUGACAUUGAUUCUCACAUCAGGAGGCACAUUUUUGGGGUUUGGCUCAAAAGUAGGUCAUACCAAAUUCUUGCUUUUUAAAAUUGUAGAUUUGAUUGCUACCUGUCAGAUUUAGAACGAUAUUUAUAAUUUUUUUCCGUUAAUCUAUUUCAUUUUCCUCAUUUAUUCUUUUUUUUUUGUAAUUGAAGCGUCAACAUUUUUUUCUGAUUAUAUAAAAUGUUCUUGAUAUGCGAAUCAGUUAACAAAUAAUUAUCAUUAUCAAUUCAGCAGUUCUAUACCAAAAAUUUACCUUUUAUAAUUUGUUGUCUUUUAAGACUUAGCAUUUCUUUGCAAACAUAGAAUUUAGACGGAAAAACAUGUGAAUUUAUAUUUAGUAGAUGAAAAAGUCUGUCUGUCUGCGCCUUGGAUUCUGUCUUGUCUAAUCACUUAGCAAUCGACUGUUUUUUCUUUUAUACACAUAUUUAUACAUAAUUACUUUUUUUUUUAAUUGAGUGUGACAAUCUACAGUAAGCAAUGUUUAAAUAGAAGUUUAGGAGUAAAAUGUUUUCUAGUUUUAAACAUUGAAAUGAAUUACAAGAUAUAAAACGUCUUUUGGUUGAUACAGACCAAUAUUAGAGUUACAAAGAUGAAGAAUAUAUUCAAAGGACUAGCAUUUAUCAGGUGAGUGUUUUUGGUUUAACAUCUGGCAUGUUUCUGAAGCAAACUGUCUAGUAUUUAGAAUUUAAAAUGAUACAGUGUGGAUGAAAACAGCUACUAUCAUACACCAGGCAUUACUAUAAAUCCACUACUAAUCAGCUGUUUUGAAAUAUGUCAUGAUUUAAACCACAAUGCAUCCACUUGAUGAGAUCUAGCCUUCUGUAUUUAAGUAGUGUAUAGUGGGUAUGUCGUAUAUUAAAUAAUAUAUAUACAAAGAUUAUUACUGAAUGUUCUAAAUAUCAAUAUAUUCUGACACAUACACACAUAGCAUAUAUAGUGAAACGUGAGAGUAUAGCUAUUUAAUAUGUUCAAAUUUUUAUCUAUCGGUUAGAAGGAAACCUUUGUGCAUGAAACGUUGAUAUUGGGGAGUAGACAAUUGAUGAAUGAUGGAUUCUUUAAGGUUGUUAUAUAACCUCACUUCGUUCUUAUUUCACUUUGAAAUUGAACAUUAUAUACCGUUUCAAAUAACUACAUUUGCUUAUCUUUCAUUAACAAGUAGUUAAAUAUUUUGUUGUGGAUUAACUGUGACAUGUGUAACUAUUUGGAGUCCAAAGGUCUGUGCAUUGGCAAUCCUUACUGGUUUGGAUAUUGAGUACUUGGAAUAUAAAAGCGAAUUUCUGGAACAUUUUUAAAAAAUCCGCUAUUCUCGCAUUGAUCAUCAUGAGGUAACAGUACGAGGUUUGUUCGAAAAGUAUCGCAUUCAUCUUUUUUCAAGAAUUAUUUAUUUAUUCAUGAAUAUAUAUUUUUCAAAGUAAUCCCCCAUCAUUAUACACUUGUGAUAACGUUUUUUCCAAUCCUCGAAGCAUUUUGAAAAAUCAUUUUUUGUGAUAUUGUUCAGCUCGUCCUGCGAUGCCGUCUUUAUCUCCUCAAUCGUGGCGUAUCGUCGUCCUUUCAUGGGCCUCUUCAGUUUCGGAAACAAGAAAAAGUCGCAGAGGGCCAUGUCUGGGGAAUACGGUGGGUGAGGCAUUAUUGGAGUGUUGUUUUUGGCUAAAAAUUCACGCACAAGUAACGAUGCACGAGCAAGGGCGUUAUCAUGGUGCAAAAGCCAAUUUUUGUUCUUCCACAAAUCCGGGCGUUUCUGGGGGAUUUCUUCUCGCAAAUUGCGCAUUACUUGAAGGUAAUACUCCUUAUUGACCGUUCUACCCUGCGGCAAGAACUCAUCAAUGUUUUCGCCUGUUGUUGAUGUGCAUCUCGGCCCUCUGAGAACAUUUUGUACCAUCGAUAAACGUUGCUUUUGUCCAAAGUAGCUUCGUCGUAUGGAAAAGUCAACAUUUGGAAUAUGUACUUCAAGUUGUUUUUUUUACACAAAAUUUGAUGCAAAUUCUUUGAUCCAUUUUUUAGAAUAGACAAAAAUUGGAGACAAGCUAAAACACGUCCACGCACAAUAUCUGUCAAAAACUGAACAUUCAAAUUGGCCGAUAUUAUCAACAUUAGUGAGAGUCAUGAGUACCAACAUAACGCCACCAAAAGAUCGAAAAUCGAACAUACGUAGCCCGCGAAAAUUCAAAAUUUGCGAUACUUUUUAAACAAACCUCGAAUGAUGAAGCAUUGUCAUUUUAUCUUAAAUAUUACGGGUAUUUUUACGCAUUAAACAAAUAUUAAAGAUUUUACAGAUUACAGGAGUAAUUCUCAACUGAGCAGAAUUCUGCUGUUAUAUUUUCAAUUCAAAGUUAACAGACUUUUGGACAUCACUUGCCGUUAAUUUUUUAAUAUACCAACUUGUCGUUCAAAUCCAUCUAACUAACGCAACUGUCUCUAUGACGUUUAAUCAGAGUUUCUAUGCCAAACUAAUUCAAAGCUAGAAAACGUUGACGUGAAAAAAGUACAAAAUUAAGGGCGGAUGAAAAUCAGUCUUCGGUCGUAAAAUAUAACCGGCUUCGGAAAAUAUUAUAUUGAUUGUUUGUCUCGUGUUGUGGUGGGGGAAUAUUAUAAAAAAUAUCAAUAUUUCGCAGGAUGUUUUAUGUAGGGUUGACAUCCUCGAUCUUGCUUGGCGAUGGCUCAGUGCUUGAAAACUUCAAUUUCAAAUGUCAUUCUGUGGGUAUGGCGUUUCUGGUUGUACAUGUUCUCUUGAAACUUGCUUAUAACCAAUGCGGUCAGAAUUAUGUUCGAUAUUGUCAUUAAAAUCACAAAUAUUUGUGUAUAUUUACAUGAAUACUGUUGGUGUACCUAAUACUAGAUUACAAGUAAAACAUGGCAACAAAGAGAUCGGAACGUUGCCAAAUAAUGAUUUCUAACUUCACAAGAAUGUUGUUCAAUUGCAGAUGGUGAUUGUAAUUCUUAUAAGUAUUGCAAUUUACCUGAUAAGAUUGUCAAUGGGAUUGUUUUCAGUGCUGUGCCUGAAUUGAGGUUGCUUGUUCUAACUUGCAAAUAACAUACGUGUUUUUUCCUGUAUAUGUAGUCAUAUCGUAGUGGUGUUGGCUAGUGUUUGUGUUGGUGAAUCUUUCUAUAUAAAACGGUGGCCUUUGUUGUAUUAAUAACCAUACUCUGGUGAUGCUCGACGUUAACACGACGAAGUUGAAUUAGAUCAGCGACCGUUUUACGUGACAAAUUAUACUAUAGUCGAGAGCUCCAAAUUGAAAUUUGGUAGGAUAACUCAUCGCGCACCCCUAAUUAUGUGUGUGCGAAGUGUGCGUGGUCCUUGCGCUAGAUACCAGCUCGACAGCAUCUAGAUUAAGCACAUGUAUGAGGAUUUUACUGUGCUAUAUAAAUGCAGCGAUAGCUAUACCCUAUUUCACAAGUAUCGAUCCCCAUAUCCGGACAGGACACAUAAUUCUGACGGAUCCUUCAACGUCAGGUGGUCAGAGCCGUAUUUUGUUUUAGUUUUUUGUCCGCUACAUAUUUCAUUUAAAAAAGUUCAUUUGCAUACAAAAACAAAACGAUACAAAGUUUUACUAGAUUUACACCCGAUUCAUUAUUGCCAACGUUGCAACCUAACCUGUUCACCUUAGUGGACGUCAAAGCGUGAUUAAUGCUUGUGAACUAGGGUAUAGAUGAUGGUUGUUUUGGUGAUCAAUCUUAUUGUUUUGCUGGACAAACGAAACCAAAGAUGUACAAAUGAAAAAGUCUACCGAGAUGUCCGAAAUGUUAGUAACCUUUCAUUUACUACAUGUGUGAGUUCAUUUGGCCAGCCUAACAUGGAGAUAGAUUAAUGGUGUUCGAUGAGUUACACUAUGAACUGCAACUUUGGAACGUGACAUUAGCAAUAGUUUGAGAGAACGUAUACUACUAAAAAAAUAAUUACAUCCAACAACUGCUAGUUACAUCUUCUGAUUGAUUUGUGUUUUGAAGCGAUCACUGAUCUUUUUUUAUUUCAUACGGGUAGUAUUUCAUAAAUGAUCGAUAAUCGAUACACAUAUAUUAAAAUGGCCUUUCCUAUUUAACUUCUCUAAAAGCUGGGGGCGUGUGUAUACUCUCUUUUCUUUCUUAACACUACAGUAAAAUAUUGCUGUACACACGAAUAUAUUAAUAUACAUUUAACUGUCGUCAAGUAUUAUUUUGGUGCUAAAAACAGCUUCCCUAAAUAUAAAUUAGAUUACUAGCUACCGAUUACAUCUUAUAUCAUUAUUGAAAUAUUUAAAAAAAGUAAUGAAUAGCUACUUUUAUUAUACAAAAAUUUCCAGUAAUGUUACUAUUCUCAAAGUACUUAUGUUUGUAAUUAAUUAUCGCAUAAAAUUCUCCUUUCAUACACACAUUUCAGAAAAUAUAUUAGAAAGCAUAUUCACUAGUAAAAUGUUCACCAUGGCUCGGAGAUGAAUGAACAUUAUUAGUUAAUGUAAUGCUUGUACCUUGACAUCGUUUAAUUUGUGGUUCUCAAAAUACACUCAAAGCACAAAUUUCGAUUAUAUCGAAAAACAAGGAUAUAUUUCCUUUUGACAAGGAGAUUUGAAGAAAUCACAUCACAGGCGUUAAUACGUAACAGUGAACAGGGUUAAUAGGUUAAUCUUUUGACUUAUCAUUUACCUGAAAUCGAAAACUAAGCACAGUUUUUCAUGGGAUCAAUCUAAUAUUAUUAAAACGUGGCACGCCUUAUACAUUUUAAGCUCAUAAUUAUAUUUAGGGAAAUUGUGAGGUAGCAUUAAAAUAAGACUUUUUGUUUUGAUGAAAAGACUAGGUAUUAUUUUGGAAGACACUGUAGUAGCUGUUAGGCGAAAUACACUAAUACAAAAUAAUUUAAAAAUUAAAUAUAGACUUACUGAUAUAAAUUGUAUUUUGUAUUCUACAGUAUACUUACUAGUUAAAUGGUUAGUGUAAUUUAUAAAUUUAAACAUAGAGAAUUAAAAUUUAGACGAAUUUGACUGAUGUACAGAGGUUACUUGGCUAAGUUUUUAAACGUUAAAAAGUGAAAUAAAUACAAUAAAUCGAUUUACAUUAUAACUAUUUAGGGCCUUUAAAUAAUAGUGCAAUUCAAAGUUUUUUAAUAUAGUGAACAUAGUAUGUUGUUUAAGGUAUUUUUAUAAUUUUAGCAUAAUUUGACGACACGUGUAGCUAAGAUGAGAUCUGAAAUAUGAUAUCCGGCCAAUUUUGCACACGUAUCAUUUAAAAUUCGAUCAUAAAAAAUAUCCUCAUUUUAUUGUAGUCUCUCAAAAACGUUUGCCUUACUUAAGAGCAUGGUUGGUUUUAAAUGAUAUUACCUUAAAUUCGAUCAAAUCAAAUUUCAGAUCACCAGAAAACCUAGUCUACUCUAGAAUUACAAACAGUUUAAGAAGUAUUUUACUGCUCAAAAGAUAUUAUUUUGUAUUAUGUAGUUACUUUAACUUUAAGAAGCAAUGUCUACCAGUCUAAACAUGAAAUUGAUUUAAGAGAAAAUUGUAUAUUUAAUAUAUGAGUGUGACCUUCAAGUGUGUUAUGCCGAUCUAUUGUUUUCUAGUACCUAAAUAGUUGACGGAUGAUUUUUCAUAAUUCUCGUGUUUAUAUGUGUUCCAACAGUAUACGUCGCUACAUAUUUCUUGUAUUGCUUUUAGUUGAUCUCGUUGUUUUUAAUCAGUUUUUUCGCGUAUUUUUAAAUGUGGAGGUUUUCGGUAUUUAGGAAUUCAGUAACCUGGAAAUGCAAAUUACUCCCUAGAAUAACCUUACGUUCUCUCACUGACCAGUGAUAAAAACAUGUCUUGAUUGGGAUGUUACCUUCACAACAAUACUGAGUGAUUUGCAUUGUAUUUGAAUUACUACAAGUUUUAAAUAUUCAGUUCCUUUUCGUUUUUGUAGCGCGAUUUUUUCCGAUACGGCGACACGUCUGAAAAAUCGAAUUACCACCCCUCACUUAAACUAUCCCCUCUGCCACUGUCUUUAUAGCGGCAUCCAAGUAUUUUCACGAUACAUUAUUAAAAAGCAAUCUGAUCACGUGAAUAAUUGUUGAGAGUAUCUGUGUAAUGGUUGUCGAGGUCGAUCUUAUUAGUAAUUUAUGCCACGGGUGGAUUAGAUUUGUAGUUAUAUGUCGGCUCCUGUUUAUUGCAAUCCUUAGCUUGCAUUCUUGACCAAUUAGCUAUUUUCGGUUCAAGAUAGAUGUUUUACAAGUUGUCUCAUGCUGAAUAAUUGAAUAAGCAUUGAUUUGACAAUUGACAAAAAUGUGCGAUAUUCCACUGCUUUUAUUUCUUUUCCCUUUAUUGAAAAGCUCUGAUUUAUCUAUUUUUUUAAAAAGAAUCAUGGCUUAGUAGGUCGGCUGACUACUUUAAAGAUAUUCCGAUUUAUUAAGGUUACUUCUCUAAAACAUAAAACUAUAAAAAUUGUAAUCAUAACCCAUGGUGAGUCCCCCAAGAGGCUACUGCAGGUUUAUCACAAGGAAGUUGAAAUAUUUUUAAAAGGGAAUCAGCCAAGAUAUUGUCUGUUAGAGCAGCAGACGUCAAACUAGUCGUUUUUAAGUAUAUAAUUUCACGAUGAGAUGACUUAGAUGCAUUUAUUUUGAACGUUGCUCAUUCUUGCAAAUCAUUGAUUUUAGGCAGCAACAUAUAGUCUGUCACUAAAAUCGACUAAUCUACCCUGGUCAUUAGUAGUAAUUGUUAACACACAGAGACCUGGUUUAAAAUAAUGUCUGUUUUAACGAUUAUAUGAAUAUAAUAUAAAGUAAAUAUAGUAGUGCAUUUGUAACAUUUGGGGUAGUUGAAUAUUUGAGUAUAUUUAGUCUGACUUAAGAUGUCACUAGUUUAUCAAAAUACUUACAAAACAAUGUACCUAUAAUGCAUUAUCUCUGAAUUUAUGAAAAGAGAAAAAAUAUAACAUG
Messenger RNA from Acanthoscelides obtectus, 14082 nucleotides. NCBI's taxonomy places the organism in Eukaryota, Metazoa, Arthropoda, Insecta, Coleoptera, Chrysomelidae. The record is from the annotation of a GenBank genome assembly.